Trichoderma atroviride IMI 206040 is the source of this 1296-nucleotide messenger RNA. RefSeq lists its product as uncharacterized. Gene Ontology annotation, biological process: fatty acid biosynthetic process. The record is from RefSeq and is a predicted model, not a curated record. Lineage: Eukaryota; Fungi; Ascomycota; Sordariomycetes; Hypocreales; Hypocreaceae. Gene Ontology annotation, cellular component: mitochondrion. Gene Ontology annotation, molecular function: 3-oxoacyl-[acyl-carrier-protein] synthase activity.
AUGCGCCGAGUUGUCGUGACCGGCCUGGGGGCCAUCACGCCUCUCGGACUCGGAAUCCAGAGAACGUGGACUCGCCUCAUUGCCGGCGAAUCAGGCAUCGUCAGCGUUGCGGAUCGAGAGCCUCGAGAACGAUGGAGAGAGCUGACAUGCACCGUUGCAGGCGUCGUUCCGCAAGGGCCUGGCGGCAAGUCCCACGGCUUAUGGAAGGCUGGCGACUGGCUCAGUGCCUCGGAUCAGCGCCGCAUGUCCACCUUUACGCAGUUUGCAGUUGCGGCCAGUGACAUGGCCUUGAAAGAUGCCGGCUGGGAGGCACUGCGGCAGGAGGAGCAGGAGGCGACUGGAGUGUGCCUCGGGAGCGGUAUCGGGAAUCUGGAAGAAAUGUACGACACGAGCUUGGCUCACGGCAACGGCGGCUACAGAAAAGUGUCACCACUUUUCGUACCCAAGCUCUUGAUCAAUAUGGCAGCAGGGCACAUCGCCAUGAGACACGGCUUCCAAGGUCCAAAUCAUGCCGCCACCACAGCUUGCACUACAGGAGCACACUCCAUUGGAGAUGCUGCUCGGUUCAUCGCCCUGGGAGAUGCCGAUGUCAUGGUUGCCGGCGGAGCAGAAUCGUGCAUCCACCCUCUCACCUUUGCUGGCUUUGGCAGAGCUCGCUCGCUAGCCACGGCGUACAACGAUAAGCCACAAGCAGCAUGUCGCCCCUUUGACGCUGAUCGAGACGGCUUCGUUCUUGCGGAGGGUGCGGCGGUAUGUGUGUUGGAAGAGCUCGAGCACGCAAAGGCCAGAGGAGCCAAGAUCUAUGCCGAGAUAAGCGGAUAUGGCUGCAGCGGAGAUGCGCACCACAUGACGGCACCGCGAGAAGAUGGCCAUGGAGCGUAUCUAGCCAUGAAGAAGGCUUUGAAGAGCGCGGGCAUCAAGCCGUCGCAAGUCGACUACGUCAACGCACACGCUACAAGCACACAGGUGGGAGACAUGGCCGAAGCAGCAGCCAUCAAGCGCAUCAUGCUCGGCGAGGAGGGGGUUUCGUCCGAGUCCCAAGUCACAGUCAGCAGCACCAAGGGCUCAAUAGGGCAUCUGCUGGGUGCGGCGGGUGCCAUCGAAGCCCUAUUUUGCAUUCUGGCAAUUCACGAGGGAAUUGUGCCAGCUACACUGAAUUUAGAGAAGAAGAGUGUAGAUGCCAACUUCAACUUUGUGCCUCUGGCAUCUCAGGAAAAGGAAGUCAAGGUUGCACUAAGCAAUAGCUUUGGGUUUGGUGGAACCAACAGCACCCUUGUGUUUUCCAAGUUUGAGUGA